GACUUCGAGGGUGGUGAUAGGGAACGGCUAGAUCGGGCCAUCCUCAAGGAGAUCAACAAUAACCUGGAGACCGGCGCCUACAAGAUCCUUUCCCUCAAGGAGUCCCAAGAGAUUCUCCACAACAAGCCCGAAAAGGUUAUGGAGUCCCGCUACGUCCUCACCAAGAAACCAUUGGAGCCGGCAGACAUCUCCAAGGCCCGAGCUGAAGGACUACUACUUGACGACAAGCAGCAUGGACCAGUGAAGGCUAAAUGCCGUCAUGUCAUGAAGGGCUUUUCAGAAGAAGCAGCAUUGGAUGUAGAGAGUACGACACCCCAGGUGAACCGAGACUCCGUCAUCUUCGUCACCCAGGUUUUGGCCAGCAUGCAAUGGUGCCCUGGUUUCCUUGACUUUACUCAGGCCUUCCAUUCAGGGGACAAGAUCAAUCGUGAGUUGUACUGCCGACAACCGGCAGAAGGCAUUCCCGGAAUGCACCGGGACCAGAUACUGAUGCUGUUAAAGACCUGUUAUGGUCUUACGGACGGCCCAUACGCAUGGUAUCAACAUCUUUGCCGGCGACUACGAGAAAUGGGCUACCAGACCAGCAAGUCCGACCCCUGCGUUUUCUUUCUCCACGAGAAGGAGGACUCAGGCAGAAGGAACCUCGAAGGAAUCAUUGGGCUGGCCACGGAUGAUAUGCUGCAUGGAGGGACCCAGAAACACUGGGACAACAUUCAAAAGAUUGCGGAAGAAUACAAGCUCGGCAAGAACCAGAAGGGCAAGGGCCGCUUUACCGGCAAGGACAUUGCCCUACAGCCUGACGGCUCCAUCCUCAUCGACCAGGAGUUCUACGUGAAGGAGAAGGUUGCCGACCUGAUCGAGUGCAACAAGAUCAUCGAGGAGGCUAUCCAGCACAGCAAGUUGGGCAUCCGAGUGAUGCCUAUAGACUGGAGAAACCUAAGGGUUUCCGUGGUCACUGAUGCGGCCUGGGGCAACUCGCGAGACCAAUUGUGGAUUGAGAACUCCGAGGAGGACUUCUGGGAAGAGACAUCUACAGAAUGGGUUCGCCAUCACAAGACGCCGCGAAGAACAAGUUUCCAUCCAGGAGCGGCUCAAGGAGGACCUGAUCUUCAUCAGAUUUCUUCCAGACGACGGACAGAGAUGUUCGUUGACCACGCCCAGGCCGGGAUCAAAACUAAGGUUUCCGAGGACACAUGGAACGACGACAAGGGCAUCAGGGUUCUGGAUGAAGAGCCCUGGCGCGGAACUACAAGGUUUCGUAAGUGCUCCAGCGAGGAGCCGGCCCUGGCUACAUUGGCAGCAUGGAAAAGCUUCAGACUGAAGAGGAAGACGGUGGACACCUUG
Symbiodinium necroappetens is the source of this 1344-nucleotide messenger RNA. Lineage: Eukaryota; Dinophyceae; Suessiales; Symbiodiniaceae. The record is from the annotation of a GenBank genome assembly.